Molecule: messenger RNA, 871 nt
Organism: Xenia sp. Carnegie-2017
Lineage: Eukaryota; Metazoa; Cnidaria; Anthozoa; Malacalcyonacea; Xeniidae
Exons: 3
Coding region: 395-871 (158 amino acids)
Source: RefSeq, a predicted model, not a curated record
CGGUUGCGAAACGUAUAUUGUAAAUACUUCGUGUCAUCCAUAUAACAUAACAUGGUCUUCAGUAAACAAUGGCUGAAGAAAAUGGCGUACCGAAUAAUAUCGUAGAAAAUAUUCUUACAAGACUGGAAUUAGGCCAUGACUGGACGUACUCUCUUCGCGCAUUUCUCCCCAAGAAACUGGUGAAAGAGAGGUCAGGCGUUUUUUUACUGGAAGAAGAACUUCUUCAACAUCACAAGCAUCGUCUUCCAGGCUUGCAACCGGGAGACAAAAUUCAACCUAUCCAAAUAACAGAAAUUUUGUACGGAGGCACAAUUUUCAAGGACAACGUCCUUCAAAUGUUGGUCGCAAGAAAGCUAAGGAACCUAAAGUCAAAGCCAUCGAUAACAGGACCUUCAUGCGUGACUUGGUACUGCUUGACGGACCUUCCAUUCUUGUUGUCCCACGUCAGGGAGCGCGUCUGUAUUUAAUGGAGAGAGAGCAUGUGAUAUCAGGAUGUAGAUUCACUAGAGGGAUGAAUGCAGCACAAGUAGAGAUCACCAUAAUGGAGGCGUUUGAUGGAAAGGUUCCUCCAGGUGUUGAUAUCGAAAUACUGAUGUCCAUGCAUACAUCUUUGGUUGCUCCAACUUUGGCACCUGGGCAACAGGGCAUUGAUGGGGCAAUACUGCAGCGGCUGUUUCAAAACAAACCAAUUUAUAUUCGUCCAAGUGAACAAAUAAUUGUGUCUACACCUGGACAAAAACCUAUAUCACAGAAGGGAAACAAUCAAUUUAAUGAGGAAAGUCCUAUUGAUUUAGAAAUGGAAGAUGAAAAUGUCUUUAGAUAUUUUAUGGGCAGAGGAUGGUACAGUAACACCAUCGGUGGCACAUGGUAA